Paraglomus occultum is the source of this 201-nucleotide messenger RNA. The record is from the annotation of a GenBank genome assembly. NCBI's taxonomy places the organism in Eukaryota, Fungi, Glomeromycota, Glomeromycetes, Paraglomerales, Paraglomeraceae.
GGAAAAUAUAUAAGGGCAAUCAGCACAAUUAGGUUCCUUGCAACAAAAGCUACUUUGACCCUCUACCGCACAGCAUCCAAUAGCGCAAGGGCCGAAACGACAAUUGAGGUUACCACCAGACCACCAGUACUCGUCGAAGGGCAUUCACAGGAAAGUGUAUCCGGACAGCCACAAUUUGCAGAAACACUACAGUCAGCGUAG